This is a messenger RNA of Pungitius pungitius (ninespine stickleback), 623 nucleotides long. RefSeq lists its product as uncharacterized. The coding region runs from base 9 to 623 and encodes 204 amino acids. The record is from RefSeq and is a predicted model, not a curated record. Lineage: Eukaryota; Metazoa; Chordata; Actinopteri; Perciformes; Gasterosteidae. The transcript is spliced from 5 exons.
ACCAAGACAUGGAGACGGAUUGGACAGACACAAGCAACUCAAGUGAUAAUACCUUACUUCUUGAGAGCAAUGAUGACCUUACCGAGGACAACUCCAGUGAAGCAUUCCCAGCACAUCGACCCCCCUCUGUGCCAAGGAAGCCAAAGACCAAAACCUUCCUGCUGCCAUCCGCAUCAGCCUCAGGCUCCUCACUCAGGACUGUGAUCGCUUCACCAACCACGCCUGCAAAGGAUGAUGUUGUCGGCCAGGACAGUCUGAAAAUGCAGGCUAGGCACUACAAAACCUUGAGCAACAUGUACAAUAAGCCAAAUGCAAAACCCAAUCAAAGUGAUGUUGCUCAAGUUUUAGACCUUGAGUUUAAGGCCAGACGGGCUUUCAUUGAUGCAGAUGUUACAAGGGAAGAAGACCGACCUGCAAAAAUCUUUGAGGCAUAUCCAUGCUUUAGAGAUGUUCGAAAUGCAAUGGAUGAGCUGCGGCGCAUAGUAGGUGGCACCAACAGCAGAUACAUCGAGGAAGUGAAAGGAAGAUGGGCAGACUUUUGUGCCAAGGUGCAGUUCUAUGGUGUGUGGAAGAAAGCCCUGAAACCCCCCUUUCCAUUGGAUGUCCGUGGAGCUGAAGUGUGA